Pecten maximus is the source of this 1253-nucleotide messenger RNA. Its product is annotated as cilia- and flagella-associated protein 36-like. Gene Ontology annotation, cellular component: axoneme; ciliary base. The record is from RefSeq and is a predicted model, not a curated record. Bases 27 to 1133 code for a protein of 368 amino acids. NCBI's taxonomy places the organism in Eukaryota, Metazoa, Mollusca, Bivalvia, Pectinida, Pectinidae. The transcript has 8 exons.
GAUUGGUCUAAUACAGCACAAGCAAGAUGGCGAAAAGGUCGGACUGGGUUUACGAUCAGUUGCUUUGUUUUCUGGGCAACCCCUUUUUCCAGAUACCAGUGAUAACGUACAUGGAAGAAAACUGCCUGAUAUUUGAUAUGGCUGUUGACAUCUGUGAAGAGCACCACACCAUCCACAAACGAUACAAUAAGUUGGUGGAGAAGUUACUUGAAGGUUUCAUUAGAGAUUCUAAGCUGACACAUGACGAGCUCAUCAAAGCCUUGGCGGACAUGAAUGCUAGACCAGACCUUAGGGAGAUUUUUCAGGUAUUAUUUGAGCAGAUCCUUUGUACGGACCAGUUUGACCUGUUUGUACAACUGAUGAACCAGAAGAAUAUCGAGCUUCAGCAACAAGCCCUUCUUUUGAUCAUGAAGCGACAAGGAUCCCUUCCAAGUAGUCUACAAGAUGACACUGGUGAAACUCCGCCUCCUUCCCAGGAAAAUAUCCACUCCGAGGAGGAGGUCCUACGGAAGGUUCUCAUGGAGUCUGAGAAAUCAAAGGAUGCCCCACGAGGAAACACACCAUCAAGAACAUCCCCGGAGGAACCACCACAGGCGGUGAUAGCAUCUCUGAUGUUGACACCCACACAUGUCCAAGCAGAGGGCCUCAAGUUGGAGGAGGAAAGGACAAAAGGACAGGAGAAAAUAGUGGAGGCUAUGCAGAACGUAGCCAUUGACGACACCCCUAAAGCACCAGUUGCCGUAGCAGCAGCCAGUAAACCCUCAAAACCUCUGACAGACCUCAAAUCUGCACCUUCCAUAGCUAUUACACCAGCACCAAAACCAGCUCCAGUUAAACCAGCUGCAGUCAAACCAGCUGCAGCAACAGUACAGGCUAAACCUACUCCCAUCAAGCCUGCCCCACUGAGUGCUGCCACCCUGCCCAACAUUUCUGGACAGUCCAAGGUGACAGGAUCACAGGCAGCCGCCAUGUGGAUGCAGGAGGCCCAGAAUGAGGCCACGUCGGGGAAACCUUCAGCAGCGGUUACUGCUGCAGCUGCGGAGUUGUCCAAGCUGGAUGCCAACACAGCUGAAACAGAGACAGGACUACCUGAAGCAGCAGAGAGACAAACUUCUGUCCAUGAAGAAAGCUGAGAGGGAGAAGCAGCUAUUGUCUGCCGAGCAGACUCAGCAAGCACGCCCAACGUCGGCAAGAGUGGCACGUGCUGCACUUAAAAGUCAGAAAGAGGAGAUAGCUUCAAGCAAAACCAUGAG